Pollicipes pollicipes is the source of this 420-nucleotide messenger RNA. Its product is annotated as zinc finger protein 691-like. Bases 1 to 420 code for a protein of 139 amino acids. NCBI's taxonomy places the organism in Eukaryota, Metazoa, Arthropoda, Thecostraca, Pollicipedomorpha, Pollicipedidae. The transcript has 4 exons. The record is from RefSeq and is a predicted model, not a curated record.
AUGCGCCAGUCUCGCCUCGACACAAGCGGCCACCAGCCGCCCGCCCGCAACGACUACAUCAAAGUGGAGAAAAUAGACCUUGCCGACGAGGAAGGCGAUGAGAGCUUAGAGGCCACGCUGGGCCAGGUGUCAACGUUCGAGGCGUCUCAGUUCGACGGGGACAACUCGACGAGCUCUCACGACAUGUCCGGCCUCUUCAGCGGAAUCUCAGAUCAAGCGGCGGCCGGCGCGCACGUGUGCGCCCUGUGCGGCGCCGUCUUCCGGCACCCCGACUCGCUGCGCUUCCACAAGGAGGUGCACAAGGGCCGCACGCGCUGCCCAGUCUGCGGCCGCGUGUUCAGCCGGCGCGCCUACCUCACGCAGCACCUGCGCAUGUGCCACCCGUGCGACGCCGUCCGGUUGGGCGUGUACUCGACGUGA